GCCCGUAGUAGGUCCAUGAGGAUGGCUACAUUCACGUACAAACCACUCACAACCGAGCUAGCACGAGCGGUCCAGGUACCAACCAACGGUCCACUGGUAGAAGUGCAUCUAAACGACACGUCCAACCUCCCCAAAGGCGAUGGAAGCCGAACAGCGGCUGCACCGGCUCACUGUGUGCUAAAUGAACACUACAAACAGUUCGCCGAGCGCAUCCGGAACCUCACCGUGUACGAGGACGACUUGUGGAUCGUAACGGCACCGAAAUGUGGCACCACCUGGACCCAGGAAAUGAUAUGGCUGCUCGAUAACGCGCUGGACUAUCAACGCGCCUCAGAGAUCAAUCUAAUCCAUCGAUCAAUUUUUAUCGAAUUCUCUGCUCUAGUGCCCGGGUUUGAGCAAAACACGACCGCGCUGGUGGAGCAGAUGAAGCGUCCGCGGCACAUUAAAAGCCACCUGCCAAUGGCACUGCUACCGCAGCAACUGUGGACCGUUCGACCGCGGAUAGUGUACUGUGCGCGGAAUCCAAAAGACAUGGUGACCAGUUUCUACCACCAUUAUCGCCAUAUGCACGGGUACACCGGGCCCAAGGAUACCUUUCUCGAGGCAAUACUGCACGAUCUCGUUAUGUUUCAGCCACAGAUACCGCACACGCUAGACUUUUGGGCGCUACGCAACGAACCGAACGUUCUGUUCUUGCAUUUCGAAGAGAUGAAGCGGAAUAUGGCUGCGGUGCUGCAGCGAGCAUGCGAGUUUCUUGGAAAAUCAUACACGCAGGAAGAACUGCUGCGUCUGGAGCAGCACCUAUCGUUUGACGUCAUGAAAACUAAUGAUUCUGCCAAUAAUUCUAUACUGUUGAAGCUGAUGAAAUCUAUUUCGGCAACGGACGACAAAAAGGACAGCUUUCAGUUCAUGAGAAAAGGAAUGGUAGGCUCCCACAGGGAAGAACUGUCCAGCGAAUACAUCGAAAAGCUGAACGCCUACAUUGGACGCCAUUUACGAGGAAGCAGCUUUAAAUUCCAUGAGUGAAAUAUAACUACAUUGUUGCGACAAAUAUUCUCUAAAAAGAAAGCUCCUGCUACCUACGACGCCGAUUUCAUAUAGAGUCUUUAGCUCCAACACAA
Molecule: messenger RNA, 1121 nt
Organism: Anopheles merus
Lineage: Eukaryota; Metazoa; Arthropoda; Insecta; Diptera; Culicidae
Product: luciferin sulfotransferase-like
Exons: 5
Coding region: 16-1026 (336 amino acids)
Biological process (GO): sulfation
Cellular component (GO): cytoplasm
Molecular function (GO): sulfotransferase activity
Source: RefSeq, a predicted model, not a curated record